AGUUGGCACUUGCAAUAUUGGAGGAUACAUGAGACAUUUCUUUGGAAAUCAAACGAACCAUUUCGACCAACAAGGAAGAGAUUUAUGAAAGCAAACCAAAGCGAAGGCUUUAACUUUUUUCAAGUACUACUCCCAUUUUGCCAUUGUGCUUUGUGACAGAGAGAGACUACGAGAGAGGCUCCAUAGAAACUCAUUUUUUGGAGAAGAAAAUGCCAUGUUCAGCUGAGGAAGCACUUGUUAGGCUCUUCAACAACACUUCCUCCUCCUUCCUCCUCCUCCUCCUCUUCCUCUACGUCUCCUCCAUUUUUCUUUUCAAACUCUUCUACUUUGUCGGCAGCAACCCUAUUUUCCCAAGAAGCCAGAAUGGUUGCGAAGACUACGUGUUUUCGGAUGAAGAAGAGGAGGAGGAGGAAGAAGAAGAAUUAGAAGAAGACGAAGAAGAAGAAGAAGACGAAGAAGAAGACGAAGAAAGGCAGUUUCAUGUUCAUAGUCACCAAUACUGCAGAACCAUAAAUGAUCAUGAUCUGGUGGCUGACAUCAUACGCGGCAACGAAUCAUUAAGGUUUUUGCCCAACCAUAACCUUCAGCAUCAUCAUCAAAAAAAAAAUUCCGAAGACCAAUUCAUUAGCGCACGGGAGAGCUUAAUAAUUGAAGAACGCCAAGAUGAAUCUUUGCAUGAGUCACCACAAGGCUCAGAAUCUGAAUAUGAAGAUCAAGGCGUGGAGGAAAUCCCAGUGAAAGAAACAGUUUCAGUUCUCAAUUCUGUCGCGAAUGAUCGAGUGUGGUCCACAUCUCCGAUAACUAUAGAACUAGAUAAAAGUGACAAAAAUGGUGACGAUAAUUGUGAUGAACACAAUACUGAAAUCAAUAGGGCAGAUCAGACGCAUUUAUCCGGUGACGAAAGUUUUGUUGUUUACGGGCCAUCACAAUUGAAGAACAAGAAGUUCCAAGUUCAAGACAAUAAAGAGGAUGAAAUUUUUGGUGACUCAACUGUUGGAUCAACUUCUAAGAGCUCUUCUGAAUGGAGAAGCUCAAUUAACUGCAGGGAUUCUGCCACUGAAGAUCCUUUUUCUUCCUCGUCCCGGAGAAGCUGCCCCAAAUGGGAGUCUUACACAGUCUUCCAAAAGUAUGAUGAGGAAAUGAUGUUCUUAGACAGAAUUAGUGCCCAAAAGCUCCAUGAAACAGAAUCACUUAAGUCUAUUCAAGUUUGUCCAAGAUCAAUUUCGGAAAGGAUAGUUCAUAGAAUCUCUAUGGCAACAAAAAGGCCGCCUGAUGUACGUCACAACCCUUAUCAUGAGCUGGAGGCUGCUUACGUUGCACAAAUUUGCUUAACAUGGGAAGCACUUAAUUGGAACUACAAGAAUUUUGAGCAAAAAAGGGCAUCACGACGUGAAAUUGAUCCCGGCGUUCCUGGCGAAUUAGCACAGCAAUUUCAGCAAUUUCAAGUGCUUCUACGAAGAUAUGUAGAGAAUGAGCCUUAUGAGCAAGGCAGGAGGCCAGAGAUUUAUGCUAGGAUGAGGCUUUUGGCACCAAAGUUACUUCAAGUGCCAGAAUAUAGAGUUUCAGAAGAUGGUGAGCAUGAAAAGGACGAAGGUUUUGGCUCAAAAAUUUCAUCAGCUGCAUUUUUAAUGAUAAUGGAAGACGGAAUCCGAACGUUCAUGGAUUUUCUCAAGGCUGAUAAGGAAAAACCCUGCCAGAAAUUAGUAUCCAUGUUCAAAAGAAAACGAAAAGGUUCAGUUGAUCCCACUCUUCUCCAUCUGAUGAAGAAAGUCAAUCAAAAAAAGAAGAUGAAAAUCAAAGAUCUUCGACGUUCCCACAAAUGCCUGAGAAAGCGAAGCUUGAAGGUGGAGGAAGAGAUGGAGAUACUGAUGGGUCUAAUUGACCUAAAAUUGGUGUCUAGGGUUUUGAGAAUGACCGACCUAAAUGCAGAACAAUUACAUUGGUGCGAAGCAAAGAUGAGCAAAGUGAGAGUUCUGGAUGGGAAAAGAUACCAAAGAGAUUCGUCCCCACUUUUCUUCCCAGCACAAUAACCCACGUACCACCAUUGUGUUGCUUUCAUGACUAGACAUCGUGACAUGAAUGUGCAUGCAUGACUACACAAAGAAUGAAUGAAUAUCCUACCCACCCAGCAGCAGCAGGUACCCUUUUGUAAAUACCACUCUAAUAUAUAAUAUUAUGUUAUGGAGGUAGGGCCUAUAACUACAUAUCAAAGUAAUAAGCACAUGAAGGUGACAUGGACUUUGAAGAUUUGGAAUCCAGGAAAGAAUGUUAUGAGAGAGACAAGGAACAUAAAGAGAUAGAGACAAGAGGAACUUUAGCUUUAGCUUUUUUAAGAAAAAAUUAGGGUUUAUCUACAAGCAGGGACUUGAGCUGAAUCAAAAGAAGAGAAGACUGAAGAGGAAGAAUAGCAUGAAGGCUGCUGCAAACACAUGAUGAAGAUGAGGUGGAAUAAAAAAGGUAGCACAUGGUACACUCAAGGGAUUAGGGUUAUAUCAUAUAUUUGUGGUUAAUUUAGGGUUUAGGACCCACUUAGUUGGGGGAUGAAAAAAAUAAAUAAAGUCUAAUAAAUCAACAACAUCUUUAAGAUUUUUGUAUCUGGAGGGUGGAGCUACAUUGAGAUUUCAUGACUUUUUUUAAAGGUAAUGUCCCAUUGACUAUUGU
Malus domestica (apple) is the source of this 2661-nucleotide messenger RNA. RefSeq lists its product as uncharacterized. The record is from RefSeq and is a predicted model, not a curated record. NCBI's taxonomy places the organism in Eukaryota, Viridiplantae, Streptophyta, Magnoliopsida, Rosales, Rosaceae.